Podarcis muralis (Common wall lizard) is the source of this 4351-nucleotide messenger RNA. RefSeq names its product G protein-coupled receptor class C group 5 member A (gene GPRC5A). The record is from RefSeq and is a predicted model, not a curated record. Lineage: Eukaryota; Metazoa; Chordata; Lepidosauria; Squamata; Lacertidae. Gene Ontology annotation, biological process: G protein-coupled receptor signaling pathway. Gene Ontology annotation, cellular component: intracellular membrane-bounded organelle; plasma membrane; extracellular exosome. Gene Ontology annotation, molecular function: protein kinase activator activity; G protein-coupled receptor activity.
UACAAAGAAGAAAGAGAACAAGGGAGAGGGAGAGAGAGGGAGACUUAAAAGACUGUUUCUCAUGGUCACUCUUGAACUUCCUCAGUACAUUAACUUAGCUGAAUGUUAGGUAAGUAUAGAAAGCAAUGAAGGGGAGGAGGAGCACAAUGGUGUUAUUGUUGGCCAGGGGUCUCCCACCAGCCCAUAUCCUCUUGGUUUCUCAACUCCCAGAGAGGUGCAAUUUAUCAACUGACUUGAUGAAUGGUCACGGAUUCAAUUGUGGGGUGGGGAGAGGCGCAGGAUCCUUCCCCACCCAGCUGCUGGGGUGACUGUCCUGUUGACGUCAGACAUUUUUACCUCAUCUCCUGGCACCGGGACGUUAUAUUUAUAACAGCACCAGGAGUAGUGGAACUGGAAUAGGCGUGUCCCUACUCCAUCAUCUCUGCUUUUUUCCUCAUUUGCUUUUAAAGCUGCCCUUAGAGUGUGAGAGAGCAAUUUUGCUGCUUGUCUCGCUCGGGGAGAGAAGAACGAGCAGAGCUGAGAUUAUUUGCCGAGUGGGUGUGCGGCAGGAAUUUCCCUGGUUUGCCCUCUGCUACUGAAGAAGACACGUCUAGCCGUGGGAGCACAGAGCACACUCAAGGUCUUCCUUUAAGGCGGCAUCCACUUUAGGGCUGUCCUGAGGCACCAUGACCUCCCAGCCAGUCUGUCAAGGCUUAGAUAGAGACUAUGACUUCCUCUGUGACACCAAGGACUAUUGGGGCGUUGUUGUGGAAUCCUUUGCUACGGCUGGUGCUGUCAUCACAGCCAUCCUGAUCCUUGUGCUCAUUUGCCUUGUAUGUAAAGUCCAAGACAACACAAAGCGAAGCCUGAUCCCUGUCCAGUUCCUCUUCCUUCUGGGCACUCUAGGAAUCUUCGGCCUCACUUUUGCCUUCAUUAUAAGGCUCAACGAGAGGACUGCCCCCACCCGCUUCUUUCUUUUUGGGGUCCUCUUCGCCCUCUGCUUCGCCUGCCUCCUGGCCCAUGCCUUCGACCUCGUCAAGUUGGUGAGAGGAAGACGCCCAUUUUCGGUACUGGCGCUGCUGGUUUUCGCCAUCAGCCUGACCAUUGUGCAGAUUAUUAUCGCCAUACAGUACGUAGCCAUCAACAGCCAAGAGCUGAGGGCCCUGAACUCCACGAAAGGUUUGACACAAAAAAGCCGCGUGGACUUUGUUCUGCUUCUCAUCUACGUGCUUUUCCUGAUAGCCCUCCUCUUUGUGGUCUCCACUUUUGUUUUCUGUGGGUCAUACAGAAGGUGGAAGAGGCAUGGCACACACACCUUCUUCACAGCCCUGUUCUCCAUAGGCAUCUGGGUGGCAUGGAUCAGCGUGUUCAUGACAGACUUUGGGAAAAGGCCAGAAUGGGACGAUCCCACUAUCAGCAUUGCUCUGGUAGCUAAUGGGUGGGUCUUCCUGAUGAUAUAUGCAGUGCCUGAGCUCUGUUUCCUCACCACGCCACGGAAGCCCGGAGACUACCCUCCGGAGAAUGAUGCCUGCCAGCCUAAAGUCCUGAAAAAAACCUACGGAGUAGAGAAUCGAGCCUAUGCUCAGGAAGACAACGCGCAAGUUCCAAAUGCAAACAGUGGCCCUUCAUAUCCUCCAUAUUCAACUCACUUCCAGCUGCAGAACCUUGAGCCCCAGCAGGAUUUCUCCAUCCCACGGCCGAAAACCCGAACCAGCCCAUACCAAGAGUAUUCUGGAGGGAAAGGUGUCAAGUAGCCGUCCUGCUACGAAUGCCAGAGAAGCCAUUCUGAGUCGGCGGAGGUGCUGGAAAUCAUCACGGAUAUAGCGGUGCUUCAGUUUUUAUUAAAUCAGGGACAGAACUCAGCGCUGCAGCGGAUGAAGGAAGAUGCCUGUCCUUUUCUCCUGCACACCUUUUAUAUCUGCCUUCGUACACUUGGCACUUUAUAAUGUUUUCUUUUACCGUGUUCCUUCAUUUAAUGAAUUGCUGUAGGCUUUUUUUGAGGUAGCCUCUCCCCUCGUGUGGUUACAAUCAUGCCACUCUUGCUACCUUGCUGCCCUGCCUUCUGCCACCCAAGUGCUGAGGGGGAAGAUCUGAAACAUGGAGCUUUCUCUAUAUUGCUCUCAGUGUGGUUUAGACCCCUGAUUUGCACAGGACUCUAUAUCACCCGGGAGGGGGGAGCCCAUAAAUUGGGGGGGGGGAGUGAGCCUAGCCAUGCUCUUCCCCUCCACACCUGCAAUUGCUUAAGAGGCAAUCUCCCAAAUAGGGCUUAUGGCUUCUCUCAGUUCCACAGAGAAUUCUAUACCUCAGCAUUUUGCCCAAGCUUGUUUUUCUCCUCACAACAUGAACAGGAAAGAUUAUAUCCAUCCCAUUCACUCGUGGGGUUCCCUGUGAGUAAAAAUGUGAGUAAAGCUCAAGGAGUAUUCUUGGCCCAGGCCACAUACCUGAAAUGUAUGUAUUUGUGUUUUCUCCUAACCUCCCCCCACUCCACCUUUGAAGCAUUGGAAUUUGCAGGAAUAUUCGAUGUUAACUGUACCAUUUAGAAGCCUGUGAAAUCUCCGAAUGUCUUCUUUUUAAGAGGUGACCUGUAUCAGUGACUGUCUUUUGUCCUACGUGCAAUGCCAGGCCUGUAAUAGCACUGCUGUCCUCAAAUCCUGUCAAAUUCCCCCUGCCUGAUUUUGUGGAACUGAGUCACAAAGGGAAGUGGACCAAACAAAAACAAAUCAGUUUUCAAACCAGGAAAUCACAGUAUUUUUAAAAGUGAAAGUCAUUCCAAACUGUCUAUAGAUCUGCUUUAAACACAGGAAGAAAGCAGAGGGAGGGGGAAAGAAAACAGGUUUUAAAACUGUGUACAGCUUUGAAUGAGAUUUCUUUACAGGCUUCCUGCUUUUGCCAUUGAUGCCUAAUCUCUCCCCUGGUGAGACUUCCAAGCCCACUGAGCCUGCUUAGGGGACCUAACAUGAAGACUGUUGGGAGAUGGGGAGAUUGCUCUGCUUUGCAAAGGACAAUCCUGCAGUUUGAAGGCAGUGAUGUGUGACAGCAUAGAAACAGGAUAGUAGAUUAGAAUAAUUAUCUCUAAAUAUGCGUCUCUUCCUAUAAAUUAGCACAUGCAAAUUUUAUGUGCUGUUGUGUAGAGAGGACCAUUGACUAUAUGUAAUACACAAACACAAACAUAAGGAAGUCCUCUGAGUGUGUGAACAGUGGUGUGAACAACCAAAAUAAUGCAUUAUUUGGGGGCGGGGGCGGAGGCAGAUUGCAAGAAGUUGAGGGAUGGGAUGGGAUGGGCAAACUGAUGCAUGGCCAUCUCCUGCCAAAGCUACAUGAGAGAUAAACAUGAUCUCUUGAAGUCAACAUGGCAACAACUCUACAGAGAGCAGUUAGUCAAACCCUCCUGGGGGAAAAAAUCCCUACCUAUAGAUCUUCUCAGCAUGGGUUUCUGCCUGUCAAUAUUAGCAGAUUUCAGUGAUAGAGAAAGGGAAACUUUGGAAGUAUAAUGGUGGUGGUGGAGGGAAUUCACUGAAUGCCACUAAGGCUGAAAUCCUAUACCUGCUUACUCUGGGAUCAGCCUCAUUCAACUCAGUGGGGUUUCCUUCAACUCUUUUACCACUGUUAGGACAUACUAAUGGACUUACCAUUUUAGGACAUACUAAUGCUAACCUCUAGCAAAAUGUUGCAUAUUGGAGUGCUGCUGUUCAGGAAUCCUCCCACUCUACUCUGCUCUAUUCCCCCUGCCCUGGUUUUCCAUUCUCCUUCCUGCAAGAGCCAGUCACAAUUUUGUGGUCACUAAGCUUGCUCAGUCUCCUCAUUGGGCUGUUUGGAGAGGUGGUUUCCUCCUAAGAGUUUCGCACCUUCCCGAAGAUUUUCUAUACUUCUGCAAACCUUGGGGUUCCUGCUGAUAGUUUCCUCUUGGUGCAGUUUUUGGCUAUAUAAGGAACAGCACAUAAUAGUAUUAAGAUUGAUAUUAUAUGAUUGCUUUAUAUGAUGAUUGCAGAUGGGGAAGAACACUGGCGAUCACAAGCCUUACCCAUAUGGCAAACACUUCCAGAAAGUUGUUUCAGAUUUUAAUGGGGAGUUGAGGAAACUCUUUUACAACUGGCUCAAGAAAAAUAAGACACAAUUCAGAGAAAGUCAAGCUUCUUUUUCCAUUGAUUAUAAUGGGAUCCGUUAGUCCUGUGCUUAACAAUGCUCCCAUUAAAAUCCAUUUGGGGGGGGGUGCACAAUUUUGCUCCUUAACCUGUGGGAAAGGAUUCUUCAGGUUUUGUUUUUGCUUGUGUGCUUGUAAAUGUAUUAUAUUAUUAUUUAUUUGUUUAUUUCUCAUACCACACGGAACACAUUGGUCUGCAUUUAAUAAAUAAUUAUAGAUGGUGUGUAUUGA